AUGGCCACCAUGAAAGCAAUCCAACCUCACCUCCCAUCCACCAUCGCCAACACCAAUGGGCUUUGGAAAAUUUAUGCCAAUCAAGAAACUGCAAUCAAUUUUCGCCCACAUAGAAAAACUUCUAGCUGGUCCAAUCGCCUAGCCGAAUCACUCUCUCACCUCCUACAUCUACAUGUCGAGUCACCAGCCCAAAAAACCCUCCACUAUACUAACGAGAAUUUCAAAAUUGAGGACAAGCACAACACUUCAGUUAUGUCUCCUAAGAAAGACAUGUCGGAAAAAUGGCGUGAAAUUCAAGGUGGUUAUGAGUGGGACAAUCUUCUUGAUCCCCUUCACCCUUGGCUUCGACGAGAGAUUGUAAAAUAUGGAGAGUUCGUGCAAGCAACGUAUGAUGCCUUUGAUUUUGAUUCAUUCUCGGAGUAUUGUGGGAGUUGUAGAUAUAAUGAAAAUAAGCUUUUUGAUAAAUUAGGCCUUAAUAAGCAUGGCUAUAAGCGUGGCACAGUGUCACCCUCAGAGUGGUACGAGAAUUUUCAAAGGAAGUUAGACUCUAUUGGGCAUGGGGAAGCAAAAGUGGAACAUGGGGUUCUUAGCAUUUACAAAUCUAAAAGUGAAUCAACUAGGUACAACAAGUCUAGUGCCUCGGAACAAGUUAUGAAGGAAGUGAAGAGGCUAGUGCAAUUCUACAAUGCAAGAGGUGAAGAAGUGAGCCUUACAAUCAUUGGACAUAGCCUAGGAGGUGCAUUGGCUCUCCUCACUGCUUAUGAAGUUGCUUCCUCUCUCUCUGGCCUUCAUGUUAACGUUAUAUCAUUCGCUAAGCAAGAUUUAGUCCCUCGCAUGCCCGGGCUUGUUUUCAAUGAAAGCCUACAGAAGUUUGAUGACAUAACCGGAACACUAGACUGGGUUUACACACAUGUUGGAGAUGAAUUGAAGCUUGUUGUAUGGUUUUCUCCUUAUCUCAAACGCGGAUUUAACGUCUCAGGCUUCCAUAUGCUGGAGACUUACCUUCAUCUAGUAGAUGGGUUCCACAGUAAAGACUUAACAUUUAGGUCUGAUGCUAGAAGGGAUGUUGCUUUGGUGAACAAGACCUGUGACAUGCUUGUGGAUGAACUGAGGAUUCCUCAUUUUUGGUACCAACAGGCCAACAAGGGACUAGAAUGCAAUGAACAUGGCAGGAGGGUUAAACCCAAAAGAGACCCAGAAGACAUACCUACGAAUCGGGCGAAGAGAUAUAGUCGUGGCACAGUGUCACCCUCAGAGUGGUACGAGGAUUUUCAAAGGAAGUUAGACUCUAUUGGGCAUGGGGAAGCAAAAGUGGAACAUGGGUUUCUUAGCAUUUACAAAUCUAAAAGUGAAUCAACUGGGUACAACAAGUCUAGUGCCUCGGAACAAGUUAUGAAGGAAGUGAAGAGGCUAGUGCAAUUCUACAAUGCAAGAGGUGAAGAAGUGAGCCUUACAAUCAUUGGACAUAGCCUAGGAGGUGCAUUGGCUCUCCUCACUGCUUAUGAAGUUGCUUCCUCUCUCUCUGGCCUUCAUGUUAACGUUAUAUCAUUCGCUAAGCAAGAUUUAGUCCCUCGCAUGCCCGGGCUUGUUUUCAAUGAAAGCCUACAGAAGUUUGAUGACAUAACCGGAACACUAGACUGGGUUUACACACAUGUUGGAGUUGAAUUGAAGCUUGUUGUAUGGUUUUCUCCUUAUCUCAAACGCGGAUUUAACGUCUCAGGCUUCCAUAUGCUGGAGACUUACCUUCAUCUAGUAGAUGGGUUCCACAGUAAAGACUUAACAUUUAGGUCUGAUGCUAGAAGGGAUGUUGCUUUGGUGAACAAGACCUGUGACAUGCUUGUGGAUGAACUGAGGAUUCCUCAUUUUUGGUACCAACAGGCCAACAAGGGACUAGAAUGCAAUGAACAUGGCAGGAGGGUUAAACCCAAAAGAGACCCAGAAGACAUACCUGUGCCUAUUAGUGAAACACACACCCACAUAUUUGAGAUGCAGGAGAAUUGUGGACUUAUACCAUUACUCAGUUUAUAG
Messenger RNA from Ilex paraguariensis (yerba mate), 2028 nucleotides. NCBI's taxonomy places the organism in Eukaryota, Viridiplantae, Streptophyta, Magnoliopsida, Aquifoliales, Aquifoliaceae. The record is from the annotation of a GenBank genome assembly.